CCGAAUCCACACUUUUAACAAUAGUGUGACGUAAUAGCAGUGGUUUAAAUGGGUUCGAACCAUGCCAGGAACACGGUGUUUUGAGUGGGUAUUUCUUCUGGCACGCUAUAACCAUGGAGGAAGGAACAUAACCAACUUGUAUUUCACAUCAGAAUGUUAACAUUCUACACAGGCGUUGUUGAGAGUCAGUUGAGGACUUGUUACUUUGGUCCGCCACCGGAGCCGCUUCCUGGGGAACACUGGAUGCAAGCAGCAACUCGAGAGAUACGCAAACGAUGCCCAGGGACGCAAAUCUCUACUGGAACCAACAAUGGCCAAUCAGGUCAGGAAGCCAGUAUGUCAAUGGAACCCAAGGCAACCACCGACCAACCAACCACUGAACAAUCUAUCUCGACCGUCAAACCGACAGAACAAGAUGACAAUGAUGGUACAACACCUUCAAUAAUGACAACAGCUUCAAGUCCCCGAUAUGCUGACUGUCGAGACAGUUAUGCGAAUGGGAUAUAUGGAGGCGUGGUCACCAUCUACCCAACGCAGUAUCCAGACGGCUUGGAGGUCUCCUGCAAUGAACAGUGGAUUGUGAUUCAGAGGCGUAACGUCGCGGCCGAGAAUUUCACCCGUAGCUGGGCCGAGUACCGAGACGGCUUCGGUAAUCUUGGCUACUCAUUCUGGCUUGGGAACGAGAUCGUCCGUCAGCUAACCUCAGAUGGGAAUUGGGAACUGAAGGUUGGAUUGAAUUCAUUGGAUGAUCCCGGCUCAUCGCAGACCGUACAAUUUGACGACUUCCAGAUCGUAGGGGAUGAGUACCAACUCGUAGCGAGCCUAAACCCUUCGUUUCCACUGGGUCAUUCUCUAACCGACGUCCAUACAGGCCAGCCGUUCUCAACCUACGAUCACGACAAUGACGACGAGGGGAACGAUACUAAUUGUGCCGCUUUGCUGAAGGGAGGCUGGUGGUUCAAGACUUGUACUGGAGGUGUGGACACUGAGGAUCUCGUGCCGAGUAACCUGAAUGGGGAGUUUUCCUAUCCCGUCAACUACACGGGGCAAGAUUACCGCGGUAUGAGGUGGGCUGGUGCGUUCGAUGGCCCAAUUCGACCUUGCGAGAUCUUGAUUCGUCGCAAUCAUUGUUGUGGAAUAACGGUAGACAAGCCGGACUAUUAAAAAAUAAUCACAAAAGUCACUAAGUUUACAUCUGUCCAGAAGCACGACAAGGUACACUUCAGCACGUGUUCCACUUCAGUGUCGUAUAACAAUGCACACUGCACACA
Molecule: messenger RNA, 1271 nt
Organism: Patiria miniata (bat star)
Lineage: Eukaryota; Metazoa; Echinodermata; Asteroidea; Valvatida; Asterinidae
Product: ficolin-3-like
Exons: 7
Coding region: 154-1164 (336 amino acids)
Source: RefSeq, a predicted model, not a curated record